Molecule: messenger RNA, 297 nt
Organism: Penicillium manginii
Lineage: Eukaryota; Fungi; Ascomycota; Eurotiomycetes; Eurotiales; Aspergillaceae
Exons: 2
Coding region: 1-297 (98 amino acids)
Source: RefSeq, a predicted model, not a curated record
AUGAUACAGCCUAAUAGCCAGUUAUUAAUAACUGAAUCGGAGCUAGAGAGGGCCCUUGACGGUGAUUCUUCACCACGAUCAAUUGCUCCACAGUACGACGAGCUUACCAAAUAUCUCCAGAGUGCGGUUGCCGCUGGAAAGCGGCCUGCGGUCACUUCUGGUGAUGAGGAAGAUUCUGAUGCCGAUGGAUUUGUGAACCCGGAGGAGAACCUAUUAUUAUCCUUCCCUAAUACGCAGCAUCGUGUAUCAGGUAGGAUACAGAAGAAGUCGAGACUACUGGAUGGGUAUAUAGUUUGA